Molecule: messenger RNA, 1341 nt
Organism: Recurvomyces mirabilis
Lineage: Eukaryota; Fungi; Ascomycota; Dothideomycetes; Mycosphaerellales; Teratosphaeriaceae
Exons: 5
Coding region: 1-1341 (446 amino acids)
Molecular function (GO): hydrolase activity
Source: RefSeq, a predicted model, not a curated record
AUGUCCUCGCUCAUGAUCGACAUCUUCAGCUUCAUCUACGGGACCAUCACUUUAGCUGUCUUCUGGCACAAAGCAGUAAUAAGUCUCUAUGGUCGCCCCCAGAAACAAGUCGCAGAUCUCUAUACCAGUACUCGACUUGAACAAAACAGAUUCUGGGAUAUGACCGUCCCAUCGCCACACUACAGGGCCCCUCUGCUUCCAGGACUCAGACAUGAAUUGGUUACUUUGUCCACGGGUUUGAAGAUGCAUUACAUGGAAAGUUUGAGCAACACUAAAACGAGGACUUUGAUCGUACUGAUCCACGGCUUCCCUGAUUCUUGGUGCAUCUUUCACCCGUUGCUGAGCUCGGAAAGGCUUGUAGACCUGGAGGCAGACAUCGUUGCUAUCGAUCUACCUGGUUUCGGUGGAAGCGAUGAUCUACAGAACUACGGUCCUGACGCAAUGCUCAAUGCCAUAACAGAGACAAUCCAUCUGCUGAAGCAGCGCUAUCUGACCGCUGAAGCUACCAAGUGUAUCGUUGUGGGUCAUGAUUGGGGAGGUAUUAUUGCCUACAGACUUGCGGCUGAGACGAUUGGAUUAAUGGACAGAGCUUGCAUGAUCAACACUGCUUAUGCACCCCUAAUGAAGGCCAACGCGAACGCAGUGCUGACACUGACGAAGCCGCAUCUUCUAGCAUGGCGAAAGGCGCCGUUCACGAUUCAACAUCUGCUUGUCGCGUGGACUGCUGCGGAACCUCUUCGUGCGCAGUUGCUCAAAUCCUGCUAUAUCUUCAUGCUCAACUUGCCGUUGUGGAUGCUAAGACGUAACACCAUCACCAUCGAAUACUUACUCGACUUAUGUCACACGCGUGGAAAUACCUCCAUCACUGCUGUCCCUCCAGUACUCUUCGAGACGAGCAAUCCCUCCAAUAACCCUCGCCGUGACGCUUUUGCUCAAGCUCGCGCCAGUUCGUUUGGGCCGGGCCAUGUGGAGAGUGCAGUCCGAGGCGCAAAGUAUGGUCAUUCUGUCAAGGUCCGCAGCAGGAAGAGCGAUCGUCUUCCAGGAGACUGGCUACAACGGAUUCGACUUUAUCGAGAAGGACUAGCAGCAGAUGACUGGCAGCUAGUGCCUCAUCUUCAACAAUACGCACUACCGAGAAGCCAUAAUCGGACGACCUUCAAGUGCCCAGUUGUCGAGCUCAAGGAUGCUGGACAUUGGCCCAUGCUGGAUAGCGAGCAGGGCAUGGAAGCCAUGGUGAGGACCAUGUGGUGGAUGGUGAGGCCAGAAUAUGGGUUGGACUCUGCAUUCAGUAGCUGGAUUGUGACGCAAAAGAAUGAGAUCAAUACCAAGUUGUAUGGCUGA